Filobasidium floriforme is the source of this 561-nucleotide messenger RNA. RefSeq lists its product as uncharacterized. Bases 1 to 561 code for a protein of 186 amino acids. The record is from RefSeq and is a predicted model, not a curated record. The transcript has 2 exons. NCBI's taxonomy places the organism in Eukaryota, Fungi, Basidiomycota, Tremellomycetes, Filobasidiales, Filobasidiaceae.
AUGGUCGCCGACACAUGUUCAGCAUGCACUCGAUCGCAAGUGACUCAUCAACCUGUGACGGACCAUAUGAGCUACUGUCCUGAGGACGAUUCGUUCGUGAAGACCGGGACGCCUGACGAUGACGAGUACUACACUGGAGUCAUCAAACUCUUGAAUGACGGACUGACGUUCACAGCGGAGAAAGAAGAAUAUCUCAAGAAGUGGAACGAGUGGAUGGAACUGAAAGCGAUGACGAUAGUUCCCCAGGCGUACAACGCUUACAUCAACGGGGUUACAUCCGAGCGGGCAAGCGGAACCGAUGUGGCUGCCCUCAUCGAGGGCUUUACGCAGCUGGAGGAGUCGAAUCGGCGACAGAAUGGACCAGACAUCAGACUCGAGCCUGAGGAAAAGCGCAAGCUGGCCUUAGUGACGAUGGCGAUUCUGAACGGCAUUCCUUGGACACUUGGCGCUUAUAGAGUCUUCUAUUACUACAUGGAGUCUGAGGCCCGAGUGAAGGAUCUGGAAGAUGAACAGACUUUUGAGUUGACGGACCAGACAAAGGAGCCGUCCAAUGAACAAUGA